Linepithema humile (Argentine ant) is the source of this 2123-nucleotide messenger RNA. RefSeq names its product homer protein (gene homer). The record is from RefSeq and is a predicted model, not a curated record. Gene Ontology annotation, biological process: regulation of store-operated calcium entry; G protein-coupled glutamate receptor signaling pathway. Gene Ontology annotation, molecular function: G protein-coupled glutamate receptor binding. Gene Ontology annotation, cellular component: cytoplasm; dendrite; plasma membrane. Lineage: Eukaryota; Metazoa; Arthropoda; Insecta; Hymenoptera; Formicidae.
CGGGCGUGAUGUGCGUACGCGACUUUUCGCGAAGCUGCAUUUAGUGGAUUUAGUGAAUUUGACGGGUUGGAGUGGUGAGUCGCGGUGAGGUUAACGGCGAAUGGCAGAGCCUUUCUCGGAAAAUCGAUUAAAUCCAGGCAGACCGCGGAGAGAUUCGACUACGCUCAUGUCGUCGCGUGAUCGUCGCCGUUCACUAUAGAGAAGUUCGGCCGAUGGCGGCUGUCAACUGGCGGAUCUCGGCCUUCAUUCGGACAGUUCUCGGCUGUUUCUCAAAAAAUCUCGUCUGUUCCGAUCUGAAAAUAGCCGCUGCACACUCGCGUUGAAUGCACGCGAAACAAUUUAUAAGACUGUGUGACUAAGGAGGCUUUUAUAUGACAUCGGGCAAGGAAACAAUGGGUGAACAACCAAUCUUUACGUGCAAAGCGCACGUAUUUCACAUUGAUCCCAAGACCAAACGGUCUUGGGUGCCUGCAUCAUCAGCAGCAAUAUCAGUAUCAUUCUUCUAUGAUUCUACUAGAAGUCUAUAUAGAAUAAUUUCAGUUGAAGGAACAAAGGCCGUCAUAAAUAGUACAGUUACUCCAAACAUGACUUUUACAAAAACAUCACAGAAAUUUGGCCAAUGGUCGGACGUCAGGGCAAAUACCGUGUACGGUUUAGGUUUUGCAUCCGAGGCUGAAUUAGGAAAGUUUAUCGAGAAGUUUCAUGAGGUAAAAGAAGCCACUAAGCUGGCCAGUGCAAAGUUACAAUCGAACAGUUCUUCAGUUACACCGGCCACCAGCGCAAAUGUCAGUCCAAUUACGUCUCGAUCGGGUAUGCCGUCGUCGGAGCAAGAUCUCAUAGAUCCACCAAACUCCUCGAUGAUUAACUCCAAUGUGUCAGCGUCGAACAACCCAAAUCCAAAUGCCAAUAUGAUUUCCGCUCAGAACAGUGUAUCUUCGGUAAGCAGCAGUCCUUUACCUGGUAGUUGUCAAAAUAAAGUGGACGACGAAUUGAAAAACGCAGUCCAUUCAAGAUCACAGAGUGUUUCUCAGCAGAGUACAGAAAGUCCGCAGCAUCAAGGAAAAUCGGUACAAUUGAGCUCACAAAGUGGACAGUCGGCUGAGCAGCUCAAAUAUGAGAAUGAUAGGUUGAAACAUGCUUUAGCUCAAAGUUCUGUUAACGCAAAAAAAUGGGAGGUUGAAUUGAAUAAUCUUAAAAGUAACAAUGCAAGACUAACGAGUGCUUUACAAGAAUCUACAGCCAAUGUCGACGAAUGGAAGAGGCAGUUGCAAUUGUACAAAGAUGAAAAUGCCAAAAUAAAAGCUAGAUAUGCUGAUUUGGAAUCUGGAAAGAUCGCGGAAGGAAAUAGUGAAGCUCUAAGAUUGAGAGUUGAAGCAUUGGAAAGUGAACUAAGAACGCGAAAUGAAGAAAUCAAAGCUCUCACUAUGGCCACUAAAAAUAAAGAUUUUGUGGCUCUACAGAAAGAGAACGCAGAACUUCGCGAGAUGUUGAAUGUAGUUCACGAACAAUUAGAACUUGCGUUAAGUGCGAACAAGGUUCAAAAACAAAAUUUGGAUACGUUAAAUGUCAGAUUAGCUGGCUGUAUACAGGAUUUGGCAACUGUACAUCGAGAAAUCUCAAAUACACUGCAAACUUAAGUACAGUUUGCACUGUAUUUGUAGGAAACCUAAGAAUGCCUUUCUUAGGUCUUUUGUAUUUACUAUAAGCGCGAUGUACGAAUGGAUGAAAUAGAUUAAUGAAAGGGAGAAGUUCCAAAAAAGUCGAACGCAGAUUAAUCGAGCAGAAAAAUUAUAGAAUACUGAGAUGAUCACCUCAAAAAUAGUACACUACAGAAGAGAGGUUGCUCCCUGAACAUGUAUUUAUAUUGAAUUGAAAACCUGACCUGUUUAGCGUUUCUCUUUAGGAAUAAGUUUCGUGCCAUAAUUGUGCUAUCGUUACACAGAAUAGGACACUUGAUCUUACCAUCUGUUUUCUUUCUUCUGAUAUUCUAUAUACAUAUGUAAUAUGCAUAUAAUGUAUAGUCAUCCAGUCAAACUUUACACACUUGACUUUAUUUCUAAAAUUAAGAAAGUGAUCGGAUGAGUUUUUUUCCUAAAAAUUGAAAAAAAUGUUUUUACAUUUUU